Molecule: messenger RNA, 551 nt
Organism: Rhincodon typus (whale shark)
Lineage: Eukaryota; Metazoa; Chordata; Chondrichthyes; Orectolobiformes; Rhincodontidae
Product: GTP-binding protein 10-like
Exons: 3
Cellular component (GO): mitochondrion
Molecular function (GO): GTP binding; GTPase activity
Source: RefSeq, a predicted model, not a curated record
UAUCUCAGAAGUUUAUCGAACUCUUUUUAACCCCGUUUUAGGAUAGACACUUCAAUAUCAAUGCAGAUUAUAACCUAACAUUGGCACUCGAUCGACAGAUGACCAUUAUGAAUAUAAUUAUUGGCUCUCGGUAUGGGGCGGCCGCAGGACAAUUGUUUCCGGUCGGGUUUUCAUGGUGAAAUGUGUUUCCGGUCCGGUUGUCAUGGUGCGACGUGUUUCCGGUCCGGUUGUCAUGGUGCGGUGUGGGCUCCCGGUUCUGAAGAAGUAUGGCAGCUUUAUUGACAAUCUCAGAAUUUAUGUUCGUGGUGGGAGCGGUGGAAUGGGACUUCUUCGGCUUGGCGGUGAAGGUGGUAAAGGUGGUGACGUCUGGGUUGUAGCACAAGAUGGAGUAACCUUGAAAAAGAUCAAGGAUAAAUAUCCAAGUAAACGCUUUGUGGCUGGUGUUGGUGCUAACAGCAGCAUUCGAUCACUUAAGGGAGCAAAGGGAAAUGAUUGUGAAAUUCAUGCUCCAGUUGGAAUUUCAAUCACUAAUGAUGAUGGACAAGUAAUAG